Anopheles nili is the source of this 568-nucleotide messenger RNA. RefSeq names its product peptidyl-prolyl cis-trans isomerase FKBP2. The transcript has 2 exons. The record is from RefSeq and is a predicted model, not a curated record. Gene Ontology annotation, biological process: protein peptidyl-prolyl isomerization. NCBI's taxonomy places the organism in Eukaryota, Metazoa, Arthropoda, Insecta, Diptera, Culicidae. The coding region runs from base 92 to 505 and encodes 137 amino acids. Gene Ontology annotation, molecular function: peptidyl-prolyl cis-trans isomerase activity.
UAGUGUGAACUGAAAUAUAGCCGGGGAUAAUUAAUCAAUCCUUAACACAACUAUUGCUUUAUUGAAACAAUCGUAGGGAAAUUUGCAUAUUAUGAAUUAUUCACAUUUAUUUGUUGUGUGCCUGGUUGGAAUAGCGUUGGUGCCGAAUGUGCAAGCGGAAGCUAAAUUGAAGAUAGGCGUGAAGAAACGCGUCGAAAAUUGUACUGUUCGCACGAAGAAGGGUGAUCUGGUGCAUAUGCACUACACGGGAACGCUUGAAGAUGGCACGGAAUUCGAUAGCAGCAUUCCACGCGGCAACCCGCUUACGUUCACGCUUGGCAUGGGCCAAGUGAUUAAAGGCUGGGACCAGGGACUGCUUGGUAUGUGCGAAGGCGAGAAGCGGAAACUAGUCAUUCCUCCUGAGUUAGGCUAUGGUGAACGUGGGGCUGGUGAAAAAAUUCCUCCCAAUUCGGUACUCAUCUUCGAAGUGGAGCUGGUAAAAAUCGAUCGAAAGUCUGAGCUGUAAUUAUGUUUGGUUCUCCCCUAACGAUAUAAGAAUAAAAUCUCCGACUUUAUACGUUUAAUUGAA